Bombina bombina (fire-bellied toad) is the source of this 1128-nucleotide messenger RNA. It is a transcript of the gene TNFRSF13B, whose product is annotated as TNF receptor superfamily member 13B. The record is from RefSeq and is a predicted model, not a curated record. The transcript is spliced from 5 exons. Gene Ontology annotation, cellular component: plasma membrane. Bases 1 to 1128 code for a protein of 375 amino acids. NCBI's taxonomy places the organism in Eukaryota, Metazoa, Chordata, Amphibia, Anura, Bombinatoridae.
AUGAGGCCUGCAGUAUGGUUGUUUCACUUGCUGAGCAACCUGACAUAUCAAGUGCUUGUACUACUAGAGGCCUAUGAGAAUGAGUUCAGCAUAGGGUUGCCACCUUUUGCCCAGAAGAUUCCUGGACACUUUCUAAAUGGGGGCAGCAGGACACUGAACAAUGCCAGAAUUGAUGCCAGGUUGCAGAUGCCCUCGGACUACAUGCUGCUGAGUUACUGCCUGCUGGCUAUCUGUCUCAUCCUUCUGCUUGCAGUCUGUGUGUGCAUCUUAUGGCGACUACUCAGGAGGCGUGAGCAACACUUCUUGUCUAAAUCCAACACCGAUGAGGUUGUUUCCAAGGAGUUAUCCAAAGAUUACCUGGAGGAAGCCAUUAGUGCUUCAAGUGGAUCUGCAGAGAGCAGAAGCCCAGAACCAGUGGAGACCUGUGGAUUUUGUUUUCCCCAACAAGCAACUGUAUCUAAAGAACCUCAUAACACUGUGUGUCCAUACACGGCCACCGCUUUAUCCACUGCUCCCUUCAACACCUGUAAUAAGAACCUACCUCCAAUACAACCAGAUCACAGACCCUUCAAGAUUAUCUGCUCCCCCUCACAGGAUAAAAUGUUCAGCUCAUACCCAGAAACUAAGACCAGCAGCAGGACACUGAACAAUGCCAGAAUUGAUGCCAGGUUGCAGAUGCCCUCGGACUACAUGCUGCUGAGUUACUGCCUGCUGGCUAUCUGUCUCAUCCUUCUGCUUGCAGUCUGUGUGUGCAUCUUAUGGCGACUACUCAGGAGGCGUGAGCAACACUUCUUGUCUAAAUCCAACACCGAUGAGGUUGUUUCCAAGGAGUUAUCCAAAGAUUACCUGGAGGAAGCCAUUAGUGCUUCAAGUGGAUCUGCAGAGAGCAGAAGCCCAGAACCAGUGGAGACCUGUGGAUUUUGUUUUCCCCAACAAGCAACUGUAUCUAAAGAACCUCAUAACACUGUGUGUCCAUACACGGCCACCGCUUUAUCCACUGCUCCCUUCAACACCUGUAAUAAGAACCUACCUCCAAUACAACCAGAUCACAGACCCUUCAAGAUUAUCUGCUCCCCCUCACAGGAUAAAAUGUUCAGCUCAUACCCAGAAACUAAGACCAGUACCUGA